AUGGAUAUGGAGAAGAAGAAUUUGAGGCAUAGUUACAUAUGCUUGGGAUUGUUUGCAAGAAUUGAAUUUGGUUUGCUUUUAUUACUUAUUGGUGCAUGGUGGGUAUACAAAGUUGCAAAGAAAUGGCAAAAUAUCAAACGUAAGGAGCUGGUUUAUAGACACAAUGGUGGUUUAUUGCUAGAGCAACAAUUAUCGUCCAGUGAUAUUAACGUCGAGAGAAUCAAAUCAUUCAAAUCCAAGGAGUUACAAAGUUCUACUAACAAUUUCAGUGUUGAUAGAAUUAUUGGCCGGGGACAAGGUACAGUUUAUAAAGGCAUGCUGACGGAUGGAAAAAUUGUGGCUGUUAAAAAGACGAAGAUAGUAAACAAAGAAAAUCUUUCAGAAUUCAUCAAUGAGGUUGUCAUUCUCUCCCAAAUCAACCACAGACACAUGAUUCAACUCUUGGGUUGUUGUUUAGAGACAGAAUUUCCUCUUUUGGUAUAUGAGUUUAUCCCUAAUGGAAACUUGUUUCAGUAUAUUCUUGAACAGACUGAAGAGUUUCCACUUACGUGGGAGAUUCGCUUACGAAUUGCUACAGAAAUUGCAGGAGCUCUUUCCUACUUACAUACUUCAACUUCGUCUCCGAUUUACAGAGACAUCAAGUCCACCAACAUACUCUUACAUGACAAGAACAUAACUAAAAUUGCUGACUUUGUUACAUCAAGAUUAGUUGCCAGUGACCAAACUCACCUGACCACAAGAGUACAUGGCACAUUUGGCUAUUUGGAUCCUGAAUACUACCAGUCAAGCCAAUUCACUGAGAGAAGUGACGUCUACAGCUUCGGAGUGGUACUUGUUGAGCUCUUGACCGGAAAGAAACCAGUAACAAGAUCAGACGAAGAUGGAAUGUACAAAAGUCUCACCACAUAUUUCCUAAUGUCAAUGCAGGAAGAUUCUCUAUUUGAUGUUAUUGAUGCUCUAGUGAUGAAUGAAUGCUCAAGAGAUGGUAUUUUGGUAGUCGCUAAUCUUGCUAAGAGAUGCUUGGAUUUGCGCGGAAGAAAUCGCCCCACAAUGAGAGAGGUCACAUCAGAAUUAGAGGCCAUCCAGUUGUCUGAGAAACCUGCCGGCCCUCAGGAAAGCUGUGAAGGGGUUGAACUUGACCGUGAUUAUCAAAUUUAG
Molecule: messenger RNA, 1158 nt
Organism: Argentina anserina (silverweed cinquefoil)
Lineage: Eukaryota; Viridiplantae; Streptophyta; Magnoliopsida; Rosales; Rosaceae
Product: putative wall-associated receptor kinase-like 11
Biological process (GO): protein phosphorylation; cell surface receptor signaling pathway
Cellular component (GO): plasma membrane
Molecular function (GO): protein serine/threonine kinase activity; ATP binding
Source: RefSeq, a predicted model, not a curated record